Molecule: messenger RNA, 1743 nt
Organism: Portunus trituberculatus (swimming crab)
Lineage: Eukaryota; Metazoa; Arthropoda; Malacostraca; Decapoda; Portunidae
Product: ficolin-1-like
Exons: 4
Coding region: 16-1041 (341 amino acids)
Source: RefSeq, a predicted model, not a curated record
AAGAUUAAGUUGUCCAUGGAGAGUCAAAGUGCUCAAGAUAUGCCACUCCGCUCCACAGUGCUCACCGCUACGGUCGCCUUGGUUAGCUGCUCUGGACAGCAAUUACUUGCGAUGAAGUUCCUUGUGCUCCUCACCAUGAGUGUGGCCGUGACCCAGGCAAACAGCGCGCUUCCCGUUGCUGAGGAGAAUAGCUGUUCAGGCCUCAAGAACGAUCGCUCUCUUUUAUCCAGUCUACUGACGGUCGCAGGCUACAGUGACACUUGCGUGGCUGCCGCCCUGGACUCCUGUAGGACGGGGCAAGAGGUCAACCGCUACGCGUCCCUCGUGGAGGAUGCAAGGGAAGUGGUGCAGCAGGUCAGUGUUGCUGUAAACAAAUGGGAGUCUCGGCCACGUCACUGCAAGGACUUACUGGACUCCGGGGACAGUGGGAGCGGCCUGCGCCAGGUAUACCCUUUCCCUGGGCAACCCCACCACCGCGUCACCGUGUUUUGCGACCACACCGUCGACGGCGGGGGUUGGACCGUCUUCCAGCGGCGCACCAGUGAUGCCGUCCGCCAAGAUUUCUUCCGCACUUGGAUCGAGUAUCAGUUGGGCUUCGGCGACCUGGAGGGUGAAUUCUGGCUGGGCCUUGACCUUCUGCACCAGCUGACCUCCACCACCUUGCAGGAGCUACGGACUGACCUGCACGAUUACGAGGGAGAACAUCGGUGGGCUAAGUACGGAUUCUUCCACGUGGGCACACCAGCGACCAAGUUCCGCCUCAGUGUUGGAAGGUACAGUGGCGAUGCAGGGGACAGCCUAGCAGGUCAUAGCGGUUUCUCAUUCAGCACACAUGAUGCUGACAACGACGAGGGAAAUGACAACUGCGCCCAAAAAUUCCGGGGAGGCUUUUGGUACGCUGCGUGCCACAGAGCAAACCUGAACGGCUAUCAGCAUGUGGGCAACCACACCUCCUUCGCCGACGGCAUCAACUGGUUUCACUGGAAGGGCUACCACUACUCCCUCAAACAAACGUCCCUCAUGACCCGCCCCGCCUUCUGAGCCGCUCUCUUGUUGGCAGCGGAAGGCACGAUGAGAGGUGCGCACACUGCACACAAGCACACACCACACAGGACGCUGUGCCAGACCACCACUGUAAUGUAUCACUAUGCACAGGACGCUGUGCCAGACCACCACUGUAAUGUAUCACUAUGCACAGGACGCAGCGCCAGACCACCACUGUAAUGUAUCACUAUGCACAGGACGCUGUGCCAGACCACCACUGUUAAGUAUCACUAUGCACAGGACGCUGUGCCAGACCACCACUGUUAAGUAUCACUAUGCACAGGACGCUGUGCCAGACCACCACUGUUAUGUAUCACUAUGCACAGGACGUUGUGCCAGACCACCACUGUUAUGUAUCACUAUGCACAGGACGCUGUGCCAGACCACCACUGUUAUGUAUCACUAUGCACAGGAUGUUGUGCCAGACCACCACUAGUAUGUAUCACUAUGCACAGGACGCUGUGCCAGACCACCACUGUUAUGUAUCACUAUGCACAGGACGUUGUGCCAGACCACCACUGUUAUGUAUCACUCACCUACUCUUACGACCAGCCCCAUGUAAAGGAAUACCCCAAUUUUAUUCAUAGUGGUAUCCAUAUUAGGGCCCACAUCACCACCCAAGUGCAUCUUUGGUGUAAGGCAAUUACAUCUCCACCUACAGCCUGGGUAUCAUGGUGACAUGUAGGUAACUCUAAACCA